CCUGCUUGCCUCACGCCUUGGCAGCCGCCCAGCGAAGCUGCGUGUGAAGCGAUUGCCCCGCGGUGCAGCGGGCGGAGGGUGCUCGCACUGGGUGCUUGUUGAUGGCUGCUGUUUGUACGCUAGGCUCCCCUAAAGAACAGAGAGUGACAAAACUGGGGCAAACAACUGAAAAUGUCAUCCUAUCUGGCUCAGGAGGUUCACCUUGCUAGAAGACAUGAGGAGAUACUGUCUCAGAGAUCAGAGCUGCUACAGCAGAUGGAGACUUAUCUAGGAGACAAAAAGACUAAAAAGACAUGGCAAACUAAAGCAGCUGAUGCAGCUCAUAAAAGGAAUGCAGCACUUUUAAAUGAUAUAGAAGCAGCAGAAAAAAAGCUGCAAGAAAGAGUGUAUUUACUUCCACAUCCUGAUACUGUUAAGUUGGAAACUCUCUAUUGGGCAUCAAUAAAAGAAUCUCUUCCCAAGUGGGAAGAGUUUCUUUUAGGAAGAGCAGAAGUUCCUAUUGGUUUUAAGAAAAUGAAAACUACGAACCAGAACAUAAGCUACCCAGAAGAAGAUUCACAAAAAUAAACACUCUAGUUUCAUUUUGUUUUGUAAUUUAUGGCUUAAGCAGCGAGAUCAUCCAGACCAGGCAACAGAAUGUCAUGCCAUUAAAUUGUAAUGUAAAUAAUUUAAAUGAAAACGAAGUAUAUUGGAUAAUUUGCUUCCACUGUUGCAUUGUGUUCAAGUCUUGAUUUUUAUUCUGUAGUAGAGAAGCAAUCCUCAAAGGGGCUUUUAGGAUCAAAAGUAAGAAACACUGGUGUACAGAAACCCACCAAGGCAAUUGCUUUUUCAGUAUGAGAAGAGUUUUAGGUUAUUUUUAAUCCUCUGUUUCUACAUAUAAGUGUGAUAAGUAAAGACAGAUACAUG
This is a messenger RNA of Gavia stellata (red-throated loon), 906 nucleotides long. It is a transcript of the gene CEP15, whose product is annotated as centrosomal protein 15. The transcript has 5 exons. The record is from RefSeq and is a predicted model, not a curated record. Bases 172 to 567 code for a protein of 131 amino acids. NCBI's taxonomy places the organism in Eukaryota, Metazoa, Chordata, Aves, Gaviiformes, Gaviidae.